AGGAAGGUUACUGGCAGUGUGUGGAAGUGUCACAUGAGCAUAAUGAAAUGGAGUGGAGCGGUAGCUGGGGGGCAUCUUUUAAACGACAUUCAUUCUCCUAGACUAUACGACGUUGAAAGUUCUACGCGAAAGGCAUAUUUAAUUCGUUUAAUUUAAUUUUUAUCCGGGUAUGAUGGAUAUUAUUCUAUACUCAGCCAGGUACUACUGAGCCUCAGUGAGGUAGUUGCCUAGGCUAGACGCCGGUUCUUGGUUCCGUUUCGGUAGUUACACUUACUUAGUUUGUUCAGCGCACAGUUUGUACAGCAGUUUGUACACCGGCAGUAGUUACUGUACAGCAGUAAAUUGAAGUUUGUACAGCGGUUCGCGGCCAUGUUCCGGCGCGCCGUGACGGCUCUCUGUUACACUGCGGCUCGUGCGCUUCUAGCUCUCCGCCCACAUGUUCACCGGCAUCUGCCUUCCGUUAGAACGGCACCGCUCCUAGGGUUCAACCUCGACAGCCGCUGGUCUGUUACGAUGACGUGGCCGUUCUCGUCAUUCCAGCCCCAUGACUACAGCCUCCCCAACCCUUCUUGGAGUCCAGAGAUGAUGAGGCUGUAUGAUCAUUACAACAGCUUGUGUGAGCAAGAGGGAGGAGGGAAGAGCAAGGCGCCAUGGGUCAGAAUGCCCAGCUACAACCGCUUGCUCAAGUACGCCAAAGGGGGGCAGUGCCUCAGUAAGAUGGUGCAGGCGAAGGCUCGCCUCUUCACCCGAAACAUGAAAGAGGAAGGUGCUUCCUUUGAGUAUGUUGUCUUCCUAAAUAAGCAGGAAAAGAUGUGCACAUGUAUCUUCCAGGCGGGACAUCUUCUGGAGGGACCUCCAGGAUAUGUCCAUGGAGGAGCGAUAGCCACCAUCAUUGAUACUGUGGCAGGGGCUCUUACUACGUACCUGGGUGGACUUGUCAUGACUGCAAACCUCACCAUCAAUUACCGCAGCCCCAUUCCCCUGGGAAGUGUGGUACUGGUUCACUCUCUCCUUGAGAAGAUGGAGGAACGAAAGAUUUUAAUCUUCUGUCAAGUGACGAGCUCUGACGGCUCCAAGCUGCACACAGAGGCCACAGGGCUGUUCCUAUCAAUCAGUCUGGGACACCUGAUUGGAGGAUAAUACAACAAAAGGACUACAGCAAGUCAUAGCAUCUAUCACUCAACGUUGACACUGCUUUGAGGCAUGUCUACCCUCGUUGAGUGGAUGUUUGUAUGACCAAAAUUCCCCUACAGUAUUUAAAACAAUAUCUAAUCUAUUUAUCUAGUUAUUCAGUGAUUGGGGCAGUGGGUGGUAUAGUGGUUAGAAAUGUCACCUUGCAAUGUGAUGGUUCCUGGUUCAAAACCCACUCCUGCUGUAUUGCUCUUGAUGAAAGUACUUGUGUUAAAUUGCUUCAGUAAGAAUACCUUGCUGUAUUAUUGGGUGAAAUUAUGAACUGUAAGACUGUGUAGGCUAAACACGGAAUAGUACAAGUGAUAAUGACUAAUUCUGGGUGCCUAACACUUUGUUUACUCUUGUAUAGGUGUUACUCGACUUUCAGUCAGUACUGCCUCAGCAACUAUCACUACUGUACAAACAAACUUUUUAAUUGUACUGUUUUCUGUAAUUAUUUUUAGCAUUACACUUUGAAGGUCUGCAGCAUUUUUUAAAAUAACUGAAUAUAGGUAUACUCU
Scleropages formosus (Asian bonytongue) is the source of this 1691-nucleotide messenger RNA. It is a transcript of the gene them4, whose product is annotated as thioesterase superfamily member 4. Bases 370 to 1140 code for a protein of 256 amino acids. Lineage: Eukaryota; Metazoa; Chordata; Actinopteri; Osteoglossiformes; Osteoglossidae. The record is from RefSeq and is a predicted model, not a curated record. The transcript is spliced from 6 exons.